UAAUAAUCUACACCACUGCGAUCCUCACCGACCUGCGAUACCCGAUAUGGCCAUCGAGCCCGUCUCUCCUACCUCUCCUUCCCUCCCCGACGGCAAACGCCUCGAAUAUGCGCUCGAACUACAGGAUAUAAACAGGCGCGACCAGACUUCACAUCCCUCAUCUUAUGCGACGACCGGCUUGCAUCCGUCAACCCAUCCGCUGUUCCCACCGCUCCCGGUCUACGGAGCCCCGUCGUUCUUCUCCUCCCUGCAAUGUCUCGCCAUUCGAUGCGUGUCGUUCGUCUUGUCGCUGCUCUUCCUGGGCGUCAUUGUUGCCGGGGCGCUGAUCAAUCGCGCCGGAGAGGUUCUGCACAAUGCGUACCUCCGAGUGAGAGGGCGAGAUCCGAACGCCCAGCGGAAGUUCUACACGGAAGAACGAACCCGCAAUCGCGACCGACAGGCCGACCAUCGACGGUGGACGCGACAGCAGAAGAAGAAAGACGAGGUCGAUGAGGAAGGCCACGCCCCUGUUCCGGACGAGUGUCCGCCGCUGGAGGGGGGAAGGGAUCCCAUCGUCCCUGAUGUGGCAUAUUAUGCGAGACGCGUGGGCCUGGACGUCGAGACGUUAAAGGUCCAGACGGAAGACGGGUUUAUCUUGACGCUGUGGCAUGUUUAUAAUCCACAGGAGCAGAACCCCUCGUCGGUCGCGGACCGCGGGUGUCGUGGACCGCAGGUUUUUACCGGCCAGAAGAAUCCUCGCGUGGCGACACGCGACGGUGGACGUCGCAAGUAUCCCGUUCUGAUGCUCCAUGGGCUAUUGCAGAGUGCUGGGGCGUAUUGUACGAAUGACGAUGAUAGUCUUGCGUUCUAUCUCUGCAAGAGCGGGUAUGAUGUGUGGCUGGCGAAUAACCGCUGUGCGUUGCAACCGGAGCAUACGACGCUGUCGUCGUCCGAUCCGCGCAUGUGGGCGUGGAAUAUUCGACAGAUGGGGGUCUUUGAUAUUGCGGCGCAUAUGUCGCGGGUGCUGUACGAGACAGGAUUCGAGAAGCUGGGCCUAGUGUGUCAUUCUCAAGGGACAACAGAGACGCUGAUCGCUCUGGCGAAGGACCAGCGACCCGAGUUGGGCGAGCGCAUCUCCGUUUUCUGUGCUCUCGCACCUGCCGCGUAUGCCGGACCUCUCGUGGACCGGGUCUACUUCCGCAUCGUGCGCGCCCUGUCACCGAGACUCUUCCGCCUCGUCUUCGGCAUCCACUCGUUCAUUCCCUUCAUGAUGACCAUGCACGCGCGCUUGAAUCCCCGCGUCUACGGCACCCUCGGCUACUACGUUUUCUCGCAUCUCUUCGGCUGGAGCGACACACACUGGGAUCGCGGUCUCCGUGACCGCAUGUUCCAAUUCGCGCCGGUGUACGUCAGCACCGAAACGAUCCGAUGGUGGCUCGGGCGCGACUCGUUCUCCAUCCAGAAAUGUAUCCUCGCCACGCGCGAGACCUGCCUACUCGAAAUGGAAGAGGAUCAGCGGGCGGAGCAGGGUCUUGAACAACCCUCCACCACUCGCACCGAUACCGCCUGGUACGGUCCACAGGCGCCCCCGAUGGCGCUGUGGAUCGGGGGGUCGGAUGAUCUCGUCGACGGACGACGGCUGUUGCGGCGGUUGCAGAACGGUCGCGAGCCUCACGUCCGGGUGGUUCAUGCCAAGGUCAUCGAAGAGUACGAGCAUCUGGAUGUCCUUUGGGCCAUGGAUGUUGUCGAUCAGGUCGGAAGGGAGGUUUGUGAGGUUCUUUGGAACACGGUGCCGGAGGAUGUCAGGGGGGCGUGUCGGGUCCCUCGGGGUGUAUAGAAUUGGAUGAGUGACGUGUUAUGACUGCAUUUGCAUUAUACUUACCUACAUAACGUAUAUACUACUGACUAGAUCAUGUUUGGAUCGGAGCGAUGGCAUUGUAUAUAAUAGUGUAUAGUUAGAUGAUAAUCGAGCACAC
Molecule: messenger RNA, 1955 nt
Organism: Aspergillus steynii IBT 23096
Lineage: Eukaryota; Fungi; Ascomycota; Eurotiomycetes; Eurotiales; Aspergillaceae
Product: putative ab-hydrolase associated lipase
Exons: 2
Coding region: 47-1816 (589 amino acids)
Biological process (GO): lipid metabolic process
Source: RefSeq, a predicted model, not a curated record